GAGCUCCUGCAGAGCACCAAUCAGCGGUCAGUGCUGCCUGCCGGUGCCGGGGACUGGUGGUGAGAGGAGAGGAAAGAGGGAGCUGCAGCAGCGUCAGGAACCGGACCGUGAACCCCGGAGACGGUACACACUGAGGCGGACAGGACACACAGGAUGGAGCGGAUGUCUGAGGAGGCGCUGAGGCUCAACCUGCUGAAGCGAGGCCUGGAGUCACCCAGCGAGCGAGAGGAAGCGCUGGCCAAGCGCCUGAAGAUGGAAGGCCACGAGGCCAUGGAGCGCCUCAAGAUGCUGGCGCUACUCAAACGCAAGGACCUAGCUGACCUGGCGGCCCUGGAGGUCGCGGGGCCCCUGGGAGACGGGAAGGGGCCCGGAGCCAGCGCCCUCCACCACCAGAGCCUAAUGGGCGGCGCUUACGAGGAGAAGAUGAACGGGAGUCUGAGGCUGGGAGGCCACGGCAGCCAUAUCGGACCCAGUAAGAACGGGAAGGAGAACAUGAUGGAUGAGCCUGUGGAUAUGAGCGCUGGGAGAAGAUGCGAUGCAGACCACGACAGACGAACUCCGUCUCCAGAUGUCAUCAUCCUGUCAGACAACGAGGCGUCCAGUCCCAGAACAACACCUCGCCCUGAGGAGCGCCUGCACCACGCCAACCUGGACAUGUUCAAGGGGAAGACGGGAGAGGAGAGGCAGCAGAUGAUCAAAGCUCUGAGAGAGGAGCUCCGUCUGGAGGAGGCUCGCCUGGUGCUGCUGAAGAAGCUCCGACAGAGUCAGAUGCAGAAGGAGAACGUGGUGCAGAAGGUCCCGGUGGUUCAGAACGCUGCGUCCUCCCAGCAGCCUCCUCCCAUCCACAGCUCUGCCGGCCUGGGGAAGCUGCCCGUGAGGCCGGGCCUGCACAACCCGGAGCCCCAGAACCUACGCACUGCACAGGGUCACACAGUCAUCAGGUCAUCAGCCAAUGCAAACCUGCCCCCCAUGCUGAUGUCCCAGCGAGUGAUAGCCCCCAACCCUGCCCAGCUGCAGGGACAGAGGAUGUCCAAGCCCGGGAUGUCUCGUUCCGGCUCCAGCAGCAUGGCCAACCCCGUCAGCUACCAGCAGGCCAGCCAGCAGGUGGCAGCCUCCCAGCGAUCAGGCUCCAGUGCCAUGUACAUGAACCUGGCCCACAUGCAGGCGGCGGCGGCGGCGGGGGCCGGCGGGGUGGCGGGCGGCAUGGGCGGCGCUUCGGCCGUCAGCCCGUCCACCAUGUCCAGCUCGGCCGGCGGAGGCGUAAGCUCCAUGGCCGACCAGGCCAGCAGCCAGGCGGCGGCCAAGCUGGCCCUGAGGAAGCAGCUGGAGAAAACCCUGCUGGAGAUCCCUCCGCCCAAACCCCCCGCACCGCUCCUCCACUUCCUGCCCUCCGCCGCCAACAGCGAGUUCAUCUACAUGGUGGGCCUGGAGGAGGUGGUGCAGAGUGUGCUCGACAGUCAGGGUAAACUCAGAGGGACGCUGGGACGCAUGGAGCCUUUCUUCUGUGCCCAAUGCAGAACCGACUUCACCCCCCACUGGAAGCAGGAGAAGAGCGGGCGGAUUCUCUGUGAGCAGUGCAUGACCUCCAAUCAGAAGAAAGCUCUGAAGGCGGAGCACACCAACAGGCUGAAGAACGCCUUUGUGAAGGCCCUGCAGCAGGAGCAGGAGAUCGAACAGAGGCUGCAGCAGCAGGCGGCCCUCUCUCCCAGCUCGGCCCCGACCGGACCCAACGCCUCCAAGACCGACUCCAUGAUCCGACAUCAUGCACUCCGCCAGGCUCCCCAGCCUCAGGCCUCCCUGCAGCGAGGUCUGUCCAACUCGGCGCGAGGCGUCCUGUCCAACUUCGCCCAGGCCUCCCAGCUGUCGGUGGCCAGCAGCCUCAUGGGGAUGACUAGUGCCAAGCACUGUGGCAGCGGUGGAGGCAGCAGCAGCAGUAGCAGCAACAGACUGCAGCACGACAGCCGUCGCCAGAUCUACAACAUCCCAGAUGAUCUUUGGCCAAGUAGACGCCAAGUUGCAGAGAGCUACUUUAACCUGCAACAGACAGGUUAUCCAAAAAGGUUAAAUAUUGCCUAUCUGAACCCAGCGGCAGUUGGAGCCCAUAAAAGCUCCAGCUUAGCAGACCGGCAGAGAGAGUACCUGUUGGACAUGAUCCCACCUCGAUCCAUAUCGCAGUCCAUCACCGGACAGAAAUGAGCCCCCGCUCAGCUUUCCUGCUCCUCUGAAGCCACCCCCCAUCCUUACCUUCCUACCCAAUACUGAAGCACUCCCAGAUCGACCAACAUCCCCCCCCCCCUCCCACACCCCCAUCGCAUGCAGUGCCUGUCCGUGUGCCUACCUUAAACCAACCCAUGAAAACCCACCAAGUCGGACAACAACGACAC
Molecule: messenger RNA, 2384 nt
Organism: Sebastes umbrosus (honeycomb rockfish)
Lineage: Eukaryota; Metazoa; Chordata; Actinopteri; Perciformes; Sebastidae
Gene: gatad2b
Product: GATA zinc finger domain containing 2B
Exons: 12
Coding region: 154-2196 (680 amino acids)
Biological process (GO): negative regulation of transcription by RNA polymerase II
Cellular component (GO): NuRD complex
Molecular function (GO): sequence-specific DNA binding
Source: RefSeq, a predicted model, not a curated record